UUUGUAACUGCAGUGAAUGGCCCAGGCAGACAGACAUGAGCUGGGCUGAGGAGGACUGGACGGUGGGCCUGUCUGGACGGGUUCUGCAAAAAGUGAAGGAGCUGCAGAUCCAUAAGGAGCGGCUGUCCAGAGAGAACAAACAAAAACAGCUGCAGCUGGACAACAUCCAUACCAACCUUGAAAAACAAACUGCAAAGUAUGACGAUGUCCGUGGGGAGCUGCAGUCCAUACAGAGAGAGCUUCAGAGUGUUCGGGAAGAGGCCCAGGCAGCCAUAACCAGCAAGGAGCGUCUGAACCAGGAGCUUCACACCAGACAGGCCCAAAUAUGUUCUUUGGAGGGGCAACUGGAUGCUGCUCACACCCUCAACAACAAGCUCACCCAGGAAGUCAAAAGGCUGGAAGCUGAGCUGGAAAAGCUGCAGAAUAGCAGCAGGCUGGCAGACGCCACUCUGUUUUCCACACCCUGUUGGAAUACCACAUCACCCUGGGAGCACAAUGGCAGCAAACAGGAAGAAAGAUCAGGGCAGCGAGAUGAAGGGCCGAGCCGAGCUCAUCACAUCCGACAGCAGCUUCAGUUUUCAGACAUGUCCACAGCUUCACGACAACAAACCAAAAGCACACCCCAGCGCCACCCGUCUGACCAAGCAGACAUCUUUUCCACACCUGUGGCUGUGUUUCCAUGGGAACGGGAUGAUUCUAGACCUGCAUCUAGAAGACGACUACAGCCAGCUCCCCAGACGUCCAGCUCUGACGCCUUGCAUCAAGGCCCGUUGGCGCAGAGGACCGGUGGGAAGGAAAGGGACAAGCAGAUGGAGACAGACACGUCUUCGUUAGAACUGCAGAGCUGUAUCUCAGCUCUGGAGGACAGGCUGUCUGAAAAAGUCGGGAUGUUGAAGUCCAUUCAGAACGAAAUGGUGCAAACCAAAAAGGAGCUCGCUGCCAAAGAGCUCAGCCUGCAGAAAAGUUGUGAGGAGCUCAGUAUGGCACAGACACGCAUGGCCCAGGACAAAGAGCGGGCAUCAGAAACUGAGCAUAGACUGAAACAGCUUCAAGAGGAGCUCAAGUGCCAGAGACAAAACGCAGAAAGCAGUCGGCUGCAGCACCAACAACGGACAAGGGAGCUGGAGAAACAGCAUCAGAGGGAUGUAGCAGAACUUCAAAAGGAGAGGCAGUGUCUGGAGAAACAACAGCAGCAGGAGGUGAAUAAGCUGAAUCAGGAGCUCCAGCAGGCUCGUACGACCCACAAUGCUCUGCAGGCCCAGGCUGAUAAGCUGGCUCUACAGAAGCAGGCGUUGGACAAAGAGCUGGACACUCUGAAAGAGAAACUGAAGUGGACGGAGGAACAACUGAAGGAGAGUCAGAAGAAAGAAGCUCAGACACAAACCAAACUGACGGAAGCAGUGCGUGAGGCCGAGGGUGUGGCUGUGACUUUGGAGCAAAGCAGGAAGAAAGAGCGAGCUCUGGAGGAGGAGGGGAGGAGACUGAAGGAGGAGCAGGCUGACACUCUGCGUCUCCUCAAGGAACUGCAGGAACAAAAGUCUUCUCCAGCACCCCCUCAACAAGCAGUCCCAUUUUGCCCUGUUGGUCAGAGUUUCGUGUCUCAGUCUUCUUCAGCUCAUCCUCCUCGACCACCGACCCACAGCAGGAGACCUGCAGCUUCCCAAGCUGAGCAGAAGAGGGAAGACAGAGUAGACGAGAACAGACCAGAGACAACAGUGUCUUAUCCUUCUGACAGAGAGCCAGGAGAAGGAAUUGAUGCUGAGCACAUCACUGCCAUGACAAACUCAGAGUUUUUACAAAGAGCAGGACAGUUUAGAACAAGUAAUGAAGAAGGAAGCAAGAGUAGAGAUGAGGAAAUAAAAUGUGACAUCUCUGCUCCCAUCUUUUCCUCUGUGGAUGGAGGAACAUAUGUCAAACAGUCCCCUCUGGCACAAAGUUUGUCACUUCCUCCUGAAAGCACACAUGUUCUCAGAUCUGAACAAACCAUCCCCUCUGAAGAUCUAAAGAGGGAGAAUGCCCAACUCCGCACUGAGCUAAGUGAUGUACGCGAUGAACUCCAGAGACGUUUAGAGGACCUGGAAGCUCAGCGAAGGGCCGAGGCAGAAGCAAGGACACGCCUCAAACAGCUCAGCCGAAAACACACUAGCCAGGCUGCGGAGAGGGAGGAGAAAGACAAGGAAUGGAGGGCAAAACUGGAAAAUGAGAAAGCUGAGACAGAAAAGCUGAAGAAGGCUAACGCUGCUCUGGUGGCAGAGAUCGGGAGAAGUAAAGAAGAACAAGACAAAACGGAGAGAACUAAGCAGGAAGAGGACAACAUAUCACAAGAAGACAGAGAGAGUGAGCUGGCAGAACAAAAUAUUCAACUGAAGAAUCAGCUGGCAAUGGUAAAAGCCCAGCUUGCUUUAGAACGGGAGGAACGAAAGCAAGAAGAGGAGGAGAGAAACCAAUUUAUAAACACCGACAUGGAUGAAAAAAACGAGCUGAGCAUGAAACUGGCAGAGAUAAUGGCUGAUGUUGAGGAUCUAACUCACCACAGAAAUGAAGAAUCGGCAGAAGUGGAGCGACUUGCCAACAGCCCCCUGCUGACUCUGCAUGAAGAUGAACUUAACUCCAACAUCAUUUCUUACGACGACAAACUCCUUCCUUCACAAGAGGAGCGCCUCGUCUUCUGCGAGUCCACCAACCAAAACAACACACCAAUGUCCAAAGAAGCAAUCGCCCAUCCUGACGGUCAAACAGCUCAAAUGGAAGAGAGUAAACAGAACUAUCAGGAAAAGUCUUUCUCAUCAGGCCUCCAGAGUGAUGAGCUUCACUCAUCUGAUCUUGUAAAAGAAGUUGAACGCCUGAGAAGGAAGUAUACAAAGGAGACGGAACGUGCUAACAAGAACCAGGUUAAGUUUGACGCCUUGCAGAUCCAGGUGACACGUCAAACCAAUGAGCUAACCCUGGCCUUUGAGAAGCAGACGCAGCACAUCGCAGGCCUUCUGACUGAGCUUCAGGAGAAGGAGAGCGCCCUCUUCAGUCAGAAAGGAGAGCUGAUGAGAUACAAGCAAGAGCUGGAUGUCCUGAAAACGGAAAGAAAAGAAGAGAUGGAAAAGAAACUAAGAGAUGAUAAGUUAAGAGAAACAUCAGAUCUCCAGCCUGAACAAGAAAAUAAGUGUUUUGUCACUUUUAACACUGCAGACCCAUUAGAUAACUUGAAUGUGCAGACUGAUGCAAGUCAACCAAAGCUUGAGACGUGUGAUGCUGAAACAUCUGGACCUGAAGACGACAGUGAAGCAGGAACAGCUGAAAAAAAGCAACCAGUCACUGUAGACUUGAAUAACUCUGAGAGCUGCCAUGAGUCCGCUUGUGAGGUGGCAGAAGAUCACUGCAGUCAAAAUGAAGGAAGGGAGGCUGUGCUUACAGAGCUGAUAGCUCUCAGAUGGGAAAAUCAGCAGCUGAAACAAAAACUAGAGGAUCUGAGCGUCUCAGACACCAGAAACCCAACACUACAGACAGAAAGUGAAAACCAAGAUGUCUCAGUCAAACAAAGCCAAAGCUCUGCUCCUCUGUCCCGAUUGGAGGAGCAAGAGACAAAAAAGGAUGACAACACAAAGGAGCAGGAGUCGGUGCAAGAAAUUGUGAAGAAGAAUGAAAAUGAAGGUCAAGAUUUUGAAAGGGACGAAAGGAGAACCAUGAAAUGUGAAAAUGAUCAGGAGGAAGUGUCUAAGGUUCAGGUCAACUACCUGCAGCAACAGGUGGAGGCGCUACAGAGAAAAGUAAGGGCUCUCUCUGAGGAGACUGAGGCGCAGGCCCAAGAGCUCUCUGUGUGGAGACUGGCCUCCCAACCAGCCUCAACAUUUAACCAUCUCCUUCCCAGCACAGAGGAUGAGUGUGAACCUCUGGAUCAGGUCUCUGCCGGCAGUCAGUCCAAGUCAGACCAAAGGCCGACAGAUGAAGUCACUCACUGCCAAACAGGAACCCAAAACCAAACACUUAUCGUCCAAACCCAGGUUCAAGAACCCCUUUGGGGUUCACAGACGAGUCAGGAAAUCGUCACAGUCAUCAGAGAAGACGAGUUAUCGUUCUGCUGCUCCUCCAACAAACUGCGAGGGCGCAUGCUGUUCUCCAGAAUUCAGGAAAGCAACCUUCCUGAACCAAAGAGCCUCAACUCUUCGCUAAAGACCGCAACAUCUCAAGACAACAAUCAGAACAAGAUAGACCAGGAAUCUGAAAAAGAAAACUUGGAGAUUAAUUUACAGCGGGCAGAUGCUUGUCCAGAACAAAACAAAGCGAGGAAAGACCUCGUUCAAACGUCGUCACUGAAAAUGACUGAACUCAGCACUGCCAAAGAUCCUCACGGAGUCUCCGUGACAAAUCCAACCAAAGUUGUGGAGUGUUUCACUCCAGCUCCUGAGACCAAACCAGACUCUUUUGGAGGAAACGGUGAAAUAAACACAACCUUUAAGACUGCAAACAAAAACGUCAAGAUAGGAAUAAAAAGUGCCAGCAGCCAAACUGAUGAAAGUUUGUACUUUUAUGGCGCCUUCAAAACGUGUGCAAGCACACAGACGGAGGAGGAUUUAGAAGAUGACAAAGAAUCGGUGGAUUCUCCUCCUGUCUUGUUAGAGAAGCCUGAGUCAGGCGACAAAAUGUUACUUUCAGGUUCUUUUCCCAUUCCAGCUGACCCGGCCCGACUUGCUGAAAGAAUACUUCGCAACCGGACCCAGCUCUCGGCUGCCUUUGAUGAUACAGAGUAUGAGCCGUACGGCCUGCCUGAAGUCGUCAUGAAAGGUUUUGCUGACAUCCCCAGUGGUCCCUCCUGCCCCUACAUUGUGAGAAGAGGCUUGUUAGGGACAACCGUUGUACCCGUGUCUCAGAAAGACAAAGAGGACGAGGAGACAGAUUAAAGCACAGCAGCAGGUUGCAUCAGGUGUUUACAGAUCUUUUGGAAGAAGAUUGAACUUGUUCGAUGGAAGACUGCAGCCUUCAGAGCUUUGAAGCUCUUCAGACGUUGGUGUGCAGAGACUCUGCUUUCACUUCAUACCUGCAUUUAUUAUUAGGCACUAAAGUUGGGAUUUAGUGAUGCCUAAUGUGUCUUAAAUCACUUUUUAACGCCCACGGUCUGACCUCAGCUUAUUUUCAAUUGAACAGUGCAGCGCUGAUGUUUUUCUAAACCAGCGCUCAUCAAGAUAAGUUUGAAUUGUUUUCCAAAAGGCAUUAGCCAAGAG
Molecule: messenger RNA, 5213 nt
Organism: Nematolebias whitei (Rio pearlfish)
Lineage: Eukaryota; Metazoa; Chordata; Actinopteri; Cyprinodontiformes; Rivulidae
Product: centromere protein F
Exons: 18
Coding region: 36-4892 (1618 amino acids)
Biological process (GO): metaphase chromosome alignment; regulation of G2/M transition of mitotic cell cycle; mitotic cell cycle
Cellular component (GO): nucleus; spindle pole; chromosome, centromeric region
Molecular function (GO): dynein complex binding; microtubule binding
Source: RefSeq, a predicted model, not a curated record